Molecule: messenger RNA, 943 nt
Organism: Trichoplax adhaerens
Lineage: Eukaryota; Metazoa; Placozoa; Uniplacotomia; Trichoplacea; Trichoplacidae
Exons: 4
Coding region: 1-537 (178 amino acids)
Source: RefSeq, a predicted model, not a curated record
AUGGAUAUUGAAGAAGUUUAUUUAGCAGCUCCACUGUGGCGAAAAAGGCAAAUAAGACAGACAGAAAGAGAAAUAAGAUACCAAAACAGAGCUGAAAGGGCCGCACUAAGAGGUCAUUACCACGUUGCCCAACGCCUAGAGCAAAAAUCGGAAAAGGCUCAUAAUCGUGCUGAGAUUUCUAAAGUUAAAGGCCAAAUGUAUCAUAAUGCUCGCGAAGAAAUCAAUAUCAGGAACAGACCAGGUAUGCACUCUGGGCCAACACCUGCCAAUCCUCUUGCGACUGGAGCUUAUCCUCAGCAUCAAAGCUAUCCCAACCAAUCGGUACCUACAGCACCAGGCAUUUCAGUUUCGCAACCAUCUGGUAAUCAUGCUGCGGCAGUUUAUCCUACUCCUACCAAUUAUCCAUCUCCUAGUAUUCCAAAUGUCCAACCAUCUUACGAUGGCAUAGCUAUCUAUCCUCCAUCAUCAUCUAUUCCUUCGCAAAUUGGCUCUAGUGAAUCUAAACCUCCAAUUUAUCCGCCACCCUAUGCACCCUAAUUCCACUAGGUACAAAGCAGCGGAAUGAAGUUGUUGGCCACCAAUGAAUGUGAAAUAUCAUCAAGUACAUGGUUUCAGUGGUUCAAACUUUUGAUGUCAUAAUUACACUUAUAUUAUUAGAUACUCUUUCAUAAGUCUGACCAUUUGUAUAUACGCAUAUUUUUCAAUAUAUUAUAUAUAAUCAAGCAUAUAAAUAAUUGUUAUUUCAGUCUGUAAAACUGAAUACACCAAGGCGUUAUUAACUUAUUCCUUUUAUUGAUAGAUUGUGCGUUUGAAAAUAUAUUACUAACAUUAAAUAAUGUCUUCAAUAUUACAAUACUUUGCUAAGACAUGUUUUAGCUAAAUAGCCAUUUUAACAAAUUAUUGAAAUCAUUCUCGAUUAUGUUCGAACAACUAUAGAAAAUAU